CCGUCGCUCAAGCUUCGGAGGUGCCUUUCGGAGAAGUUUUUUGCUACAAUCAAGAGCUCCACGUGUGGUAGCCGCUGGAGCAGCCGGGAAAAGGGAGCCCCGCAGGAAAGAAAGGUGACAGGCGGUUGGGAGGAUUUUCGCCUACCCGUCCGCGCGAGGUGGGCGCUGCUGCUGGACAGCUAAGGAGCGCGCAAAAUCCGAGCGAGGAGCGGCGGAAAAGCAACACCGCGCACGGCAGCAUCUACGACCCGAGGUGGCUUGGGAAGAGUUGCCGGCUCAGGACUGGUUUGUUUCUUCUUCUGCUGCGCACAAAGCUCCAGCAGACCGGGGUAGGACUGGCUUCCCUUCUUUCCUCCAUCAGCAACAACGAUCACCCGGGAUCUCAGCCUGGGCGGCCGACAGACGCUGUGGCAGAGAGAGGAGAGCCCUCUCGGCGACAGAUCCUCUCCUUGAAACCUUGAGCGCAUCCUCCUCCAGCGGCUGCCUCCCGGAUCUGGCCGCGCUUCCGAUCUCCGCCUGGAUGCGCCGCGCUCCCUCCGAGAGGCGCCUGGCAGUGUUUCCCCCGCGCUCAGGCGCGCUGCUCCUUGGCGGCGCUUUGACCGGAGAUGCGCCAAACUCGCCUCCCAGCUGGAGUUGAUGCUACCCGCCCCUUUCGCAGCGGCUGGGCUGCUGCGAGGCUCCCUCGAAGGCCUGGCUUAAGCCCAGGUGCCCAGACCCCAACCCCCGCCCGACUCCAACGCCUGGCCGCUGGGAUGAUGCGCCCGUGAAGCUCCGCGCACGGGGGGAAACCAGCUGCGCCUUCUGCCCUUGCUCCCCACCCCAUACACCCAAACCCGUCAGCGGACCCCGAUCCGAGCCGUCCAUGAUGGGGUUGCCCGCUCCCCGCCAGGCAGGGCUAAGGGGCUGAGCGUAGGGGGCGAUGGCCCCGGCGCGGGGGGCCGCCUAGCAUGGCCCGGGGAGGGGUGCCCCCCGCCUCAGCGCCUGGCCCAGAGCCCCUGCCCCGGCGCGCCCUGCGGAAGCUGCUGCUGGUCCUCGGCUCGCUCCUCAUGUCUCUCUACGCCAGUUACUGCCUGGCCGGGGCUGCGCGCGUCCUCACCAGAGAACCGGCCCCGAUCCCGCUCGCGCCAGGCGACGAGGGCGCCGCCACGCCCCGCGAUCCUUCGCUGCAGCCCCAGGCGGCGGGAGAGGGCACCAAGCGGCUGCCGCAGGCGGUGAUCAUCGGCGUGAAGAAGGGCGGCACGAGGGCGCUGCUUGAGUUCCUGCGGGUCCACCCGGACGUGAGGGCGGCGGGCGCCGAGCCGCACUUCUUCGAUCGGAACUAUGGCCGGGGGCUCGCCUGGUACAGGGAUUUGAUGCCAAGAACUCUCGAUGGGCAGAUCACCAUGGAGAAAACUCCCAGCUACUUUGUCACCAAGGAAGCCCCGGCUCGCAUCUCUGCCAUGUCGAAGGGCACCAAGCUCAUUGUGGUGGUGAGAGACCCGGUCACCAGAGCCAUUUCUGACUACACGCAAACUCUGUCCAAGAAGCCCGACAUCCCCACCUUUGAGAGCCUGACCUUCAAAAACAGGACUACAGGCCUCAUUGAUACCUCCUGGAGUGCCAUCCAGAUUGGCAUUUACGCCAAGCACCUGGAAAACUGGCUCCUGUACUUCCCCAUUGGGCAGAUCCUCUUUGUCAGUGGGGAGAGGCUAAUCAGCGAUCCAGCUGGUGAGUUAGGCCGAGUCCAGGACUUUCUGGGCCUCAAGAGGAUCAUCACGGACAAACACUUCUACUUCAACAAAACCAAGGGUUUCCCAUGCCUGAAAAAGGCUGAAGGCAGCAGCAAGCCCCACUGCUUGGGCAAAACCAAGGGGCGGACCCACCCCAACAUAGACCAGGAAGUGGUCCAGAGGCUGCGGGAAUUCUACAGGCCCUUCAACAUGAAGUUCUACCAGAUGACUGGACAUGACUUUGGCUGGGAUUGAGGCUGGGGAAAAUAAUAAUUUAAACAAAUAAAAAGGAAAAAUAUAUUUUUGUACAUAUCAAAAGAGAGGGGAAAUUAAUAUUUGUGCUAAUGUCUGGUGGUUCCAAUUAAUAUUUUCAUUUUGAUGCACAUAUCAUGGUUUUCUGUUUUUCUUGUUUUGUUAGUCAGGAUUUAUAGUAUUCACUUCCACAAGGCUGGCCGUUGAGAUCUGGCCACUGCGUCCAGUAUGGGUCUGCCUCUUUCCAAUUUUCCAUUUGACAUCUUUGAGGUUUUUAUGAAGUAAUUUGGCACUAUUUGUCUAUUAAUUCUGGGUUCUGUGCCCAGAUUUUUAACAAAAUGGCAUUAGUCGGUCACGUUGGUGACCAAAAUAAUCAGGUUUGGAAGAUAUUUUCCUAGUUCUAGUGCUCUGGCAUGACAUGCUGUAUGAGACUCAGAUGUCAGCCGUAUAAAAUGAUAUGUCAUAAGA
Podarcis raffonei (Aeolian wall lizard) is the source of this 2429-nucleotide messenger RNA. RefSeq names its product heparan sulfate glucosamine 3-O-sulfotransferase 3A1-like. The transcript is spliced from 2 exons. Gene Ontology annotation, molecular function: [heparan sulfate]-glucosamine 3-sulfotransferase activity. The coding region runs from base 948 to 1964 and encodes 338 amino acids. The record is from RefSeq and is a predicted model, not a curated record. NCBI's taxonomy places the organism in Eukaryota, Metazoa, Chordata, Lepidosauria, Squamata, Lacertidae.